Microcebus murinus (gray mouse lemur) is the source of this 2048-nucleotide messenger RNA. RefSeq names its product heat shock transcription factor 2 binding protein (gene HSF2BP). The record is from RefSeq and is a predicted model, not a curated record. NCBI's taxonomy places the organism in Eukaryota, Metazoa, Chordata, Mammalia, Primates, Cheirogaleidae. Gene Ontology annotation, cellular component: cytosol.
GGUUCUUCUGUCUCCCGCGGACUCGGCAGUUGGGCGGGGGCAAGAGAAAGGACUAGGCGGCUCCUCCAAACUUGGGGUGGUUAUCUGAUCUUUACCUUUUACAUUUGCACAGGCUUACGAGGUGCGCGUGCAACUGUGUCGCAUGCAUAUAAGGCUUGGCGGUCAAGUCAGGGUAUUUAGAGCGUCGUCUCCUGAAGACGACGCAUUUGUUCGCAGUCGCCCCGCUCCGCCAGCAAACACGGAAUCAUUCCCCCAACUGUGCCGGUCCCUUCCGGGGAGGCCUUCCUUCCUGCACGCAGCUACCUGGCCUCCCCAGGUGCCCUGUUGACGCGCCGUCCCCCUUAGGCCCGCGUUCCUCGCCUAACAGGAACCGAUUCGACUUAUUUGCCAUUUGCUCCAGGGUCUCACUUUCCUUCUGCUUCGCAGUGGACAAGUUUCAAACCCCGACCAAGCCAGGAGAGCCGAAGCGGACCUUGCCGAAGCCACCCUUGUCCCCGAGACCGAAAAUGCUGCGUAAACUCUACGAGCACAUGGGAGCUAAAGAAGAAUUUGUUAAAGUCAGAAAGAAAGACCUGGAGCGGCUGACCACUGAAGUGAUGCAAAUACGGGACUUCUUACCAAGAAUACUAAAUGGGGAGGUACUAGAAAGCUUCCAGAAAUUAAAGAUUGUAGAAACAAACCUGGAAAGGAAAGAGCAAGAAUUAGAGCAGCUGAAAAUGGAUUGUGAACACUUUAAAUCUCGCCUGGAAACCGUGCAGGCUGACAGCAUGAGAGAAAAAAAGGAGAAACUGGCUCUUCGACAGCAGCUGAAUGAAGCAAAGCAGCAACUCCUGCAGCAGGCAGAGUAUUGUACAGAAAUGGGAGCGGCAGCAUGUACCCUCUUGUGGGGUGUCUCCAGCAGCGAGGAAGUCGUCAAAGCCAUUUUGGGAGGAGAUAAAGCUUUGAAGUUUUUCAACAUCACUGGUCAAACAAUGGAGAGUUUUGUGAAGUCACUGGAUGGUGAUGUUAAGGAGCUCGAUUCGGAUGAAAAUCAGUUUGUUUUUGCUUUGGCUGGAAUUGUAACAAAUGUUGCUGCCAUCGCAUGUGGUCGUGAAUUCUUGGUUAACUCUAGUCGGGUGCUCUUGGACACCAUAUUGCAGCUCCUGGGAGACUUGAAGCCAGGACAGUGUACCAAACUCAAAGUGUUGAUGCUGAUGUCCCUGUAUAAUGUGAGCAUCAAUUUGAAAGGCUUGAAAUACAUCAGUGAGAGUCCAGGAUUCAUCCCUUUGCUGUGGUGGCUUUUGAGUGACCCAGAUGCAGAGGUGUGCCUUCACGUGUUACGGCUUGUCCAGUCCGUGGUUCUGGAGCCAGAAGUCUUCUCCAGGUCGGCUUCUGAGUUCCGGAGCUCCCUGCCCCUGCAGCGCAUCCUGGCGAUGUCCAAGAGCCGCAACCAUCACCUGCAGACAGCCGCCCAGGAACUCCUAGAAGAUCUCCGCGCUCUGGAGCAUAAUGUGUAGGUGCGCUCUGCCACCUAGGGGUUUGGUGAAAAUGCCAGUGUCCCUUCCCCUGCCCAAGUCCCUCAUUUUGUAUUCCAAAACCGUCACCAUGUGCCAUGUGUUAGAGACGGCAGAAUGCCAUUGACUAGAGAUGGACGUAAGUUUUUAUAUAUCCCACAUCACUUCCUCCUGGAAGUGAAAGUACUUGGGGUGGGUGGUUACCUUGCCAAAGGGGAGGCCAUAAAAGAAUCCAUCCUUCUGGAAAGGUCUAUACUACCAGGAAGAGGGCUUCCUCUGAGUAGUUCCUCACUGCUCAGCAGACUGUCCAUGACCUAUAGGCUCACCCAUAAAAAUGGGAGGUUAAAUAACCAUCUACCGCACUGGUCAGCAUUUUUCUGAGAUACCGUUCUUUAAAAAAACAUUCUUUCUCUAGUAAUAAUAAUUAAUCCCUCCAAAAUGCAGGUUUACCUUUAGGACAUUUUGGUGAACCUACUAUUUCAGAUUACAUUGGACAUUUUAGUUCUAUACUUUUUGUACCUCUUUUAUUUUUGAAUAAAGAAAAUCAGAGAGUUG